AUCUUAUUACUGUCAAUGUUUUGAUGGAUAUUCUGGUCAGGAUUGCAGCAAUGGUCCACUGUGUAGUAAAAAGUACUGUGAGAACAGAGGCGUGUGCAAACACGUUGGUGAUUCAAACAUAAAAUGUAUGUGUCCUUAUGGUUACAGUGGCAAUAAAUGUGAAAUUCACGAAUUUUUAGACGACGAAGACGAAUGUAAUUUAUCAAAAUACUCAUCGAAAUCUGAUGGCAGUUUAGAUUCAUUCGAGUGCGUGAGUAAAUGUUUGAGUGAACUCAACAAUAUUGAAUUGUGUAGAUGUCAUCAAAACAAUGAAAUAGCACAAGGACGAAUACGUUUUGAAGCAUCACUUCGACUUGGAAAUGCCUCCAUAUAUAAUAUGAAUGAGGAUGGUAUGAAGAGAGUCAACCUACAUUAUGCGGCUUUAUUGGAAAAAUAUAUAAGUCGAUUUCUUCGGAAUGCCAAUAUAAGCAGAAUCAAUGAUUUAGAAAUUUUCAACAAAACGUAA
This is a messenger RNA of Clunio marinus, 505 nucleotides long. Lineage: Eukaryota; Metazoa; Arthropoda; Insecta; Diptera; Chironomidae. The record is from the annotation of a GenBank genome assembly.